Gigantopelta aegis is the source of this 575-nucleotide messenger RNA. RefSeq lists its product as uncharacterized. Gene Ontology annotation, molecular function: calcium ion binding. The transcript has 6 exons. The record is from RefSeq and is a predicted model, not a curated record. Bases 56 to 520 code for a protein of 154 amino acids. NCBI's taxonomy places the organism in Eukaryota, Metazoa, Mollusca, Gastropoda, Neomphalida, Peltospiridae.
UGAGCACGCCUACCACUGCCCACCACUGCCGUAGUCUGUUGACGAACCAGAUUAUAUGACUUACCAAGAGCGAACACAAACAGUCACUAUGAAGGGGAUUUGCAUCUUACUACUAUGUUUCGGUAUGGCCGCUGCACGAAAUUGUUAUGGCAAUCACAACGGCCUGACCGAAACGGACGUCAUACUGCUUGUGAUGAAUGACCUUGACAAAGAUGAAAGUCAGCAGGUCACCGAAACCGAGUUUAUACACGAAUUCAUUACCAACUACGACCAGGAUCGAAAUGGCAGAGUAGAGGAACAUGAAUUCAUACAUGAAUGGCACAGUCGUUACCAUGACGACAAGGAAUUUCCACGUCUGCUGUUCCAUGUUCUAAGAGUUACCUCCAACCAGUACCUGGUAAUUGAAAACGUCCCAGCAAUGAUGGCCAAGUUUGAUAUCAAUGGUGACCAGCGUUUGUCAUACGGAGAAGUUCAUGAAAUAUUGAUGAAGCUAUACAGAACUUGCAUUCAAGAACCGUAAUCUAACCGAGCAAUGAAAAUACUUCAAGUGUCACAAUAAACAGCUUCCAAUUAAA